UAAAGCGAGAGCGGCGCGCGACGGACCGGCAGACGAAACCGGAGACGCGGAAGGUGACGGACAACCUGUAACCACACUAAACUAGUAUUACAGAUUACUUCAAGUCUUUUAACAUUAAAUCUGAAAACUGGAACCUUGCACAAUACAUUUUCCUUCUGCUCGGAGAAUAUCAUUAAAGGUUCAUCAUCAUGCCUGAGAAAGUUCGUAUCAACAGCGCCGAUGUGAAAUACACGGAGAAACACAUCGAGUCGCGUUACUGUUACCCCACUGCCUCCGUGCGCAGAGAUGGAGACACGUUCACUGUGACGCCCUCCAGCACCGAGUUCACCUUCCGCACCGAGAGGAAGGUGCCUAGGCUGGGUGUGAUGCUGGUGGGAUGGGGUGGAAAUAACGGGACCACGGUCACAGCUGCUGUCCUGGCCAAUAAACUGGGUCUGACCUGGAAAACCAAGACCGGCGUUAAGAAAGCGAAUUACUACGGCUCGUUGCUGGAGUCGUCUACGGUGUGUCUGGGAUCCGGUCCGGAUGGAGAGGUUUACGCUCCCUUCAGAGAUCUGCUGCCGAUGGUGCAUCCCAAUGACAUCGUGUUUGAUGGCUGGGAUAUCUCAUCUCUGGACCUCGGCAGAGCCAUGGAGCGCGCUCAGGUUCUGGACUGGAGUCUGCAGGAGAAGCUCCGCCCACACAUGAGCCAGAUCAAACCCAGACCCUCCGUCUACAUCCCAGAAUUCAUUGCUGCUAAUCAGGAGCAGCGGGCCGACAACCUCAUCAGAGGAAGCAAAGCAGAACAGGUGGAUCAGAUCCGCAGAGACAUCCGUGAUUUCAGAAAGAAGAGCGGCGUGGAUAAAGUCAUCGUUCUCUGGACCGCAAACACGGAGCGAUUCUGUGACGUGCUUCCCGGAGUCAACGACACGGCCGAGAACCUGCUCAACAGCAUUCAGACGGGGCGUGAAGUCUCUCCCUCCACCAUGUUUGCGGUGGCCAGUGUUCUGGAGGGCUGCGCCUACAUUAACGGCUCGCCGCAGAACACGUUUGUCCCCGGAGCCGUGGAGCUGGCCCUCCAGCGCGGCGUCUUCAUCAGUGGAGACGACUUCAAAUCCGGACAGACCAAACUCAAGUCUGUGCUGGUGGACUUCCUGAUCAGCGCUGGAAUCAAGCCAACUUCUAUAGUGAGUUAUAAUCAUCUCGGCAACAACGACGGUCUGAAUCUGUCGGCGCCGCAGCAGUUUCGCUCUAAAGAAAUCUCUAAGAGUAACGUUGUGGAUGACAUGGUGCAGUCGAACCCCAUACUGUACCGACCCGGAGAGAAGCCCGACCACUGCGUGGUUAUUAAAUAUGUGCCCUAUGUGGGCGACAGCAAGCGUGCGAUGGAUGAGUACACGUCUGAGAUCAUGAUGGGAGGAACAAACACCAUCGCUCUGCACAACACCUGUGAGGACUCUCUGCUGGCCAGUCCCAUUAUUCUGGAUCUGGUGAUCCUGACAGAGCUGUGUCAGAGAAUCACGUUCUGCACGCAGGACGAUCCGGUUUUCCAGGGCUUUCACAGCAUCCUCUCGCUGCUGAGCUUCCUCUGCAAAGCUCCUCUCGUGCCGCAGGGGGCGCCGGUGGUCAACGCCUUCUUCCGCCAGCGUGCGUGCAUCGAGAACGUCAUGAGAGCGUGCCUCGGCCUGCCGCCGCAGAAUCACAUGCAGCUGGAGCACAAGAUGAAGAGGAGCUUCAUGCACUCUGAUGGAAACCACAUCCUUCAUCCCGUCCUCAUGAACGGAAAGCUCGAGCAUAUCAACAGCUAUCAGUCUGUAAAAUGCAUUGACAUUAACGGUCAUGAGAAGGUUCGACACACAGUCACAUAAAAACCUGCAAGCACUCCAAGAUUAGCUACACGUUUACUACUGCUUUAAAUCCGUUUCAGUCAAACUCAGUUGCUUUAUUAUGCGAAGCCUUGCUCAGUUUUUGUACUUAACUACUUGUUCUUGUUUAGCCAGUACUGUAUCUCUGGAUGAAAUAUUCAUCUAUGCAUUCCCAGCCGUGCAAUCUUUUUCCAAGUUUUGUACAGAAAUGCACCGAGAAACUAAAUGAAUUCAUUCUUGAACAGUGAUAAUUGUUGUUGCAUUUGGCAAAUGUAUAAAUACAGUUGUGGAGACACUCAUAAAAGAAUUGAUUUAAUAAAAAUUAUCAAUUUGA
Sinocyclocheilus anshuiensis is the source of this 2178-nucleotide messenger RNA. Its product is annotated as inositol-3-phosphate synthase 1-A-like. Gene Ontology annotation, molecular function: inositol-3-phosphate synthase activity. The transcript has 11 exons. Gene Ontology annotation, biological process: phospholipid biosynthetic process; inositol biosynthetic process. The record is from RefSeq and is a predicted model, not a curated record. The coding region runs from base 189 to 1847 and encodes 552 amino acids. Lineage: Eukaryota; Metazoa; Chordata; Actinopteri; Cypriniformes; Cyprinidae.